GGUGUCUUGCGGUGUCUGGGUGUGGCUGAGUUUAGGUGUGUGUUACAAAGCGCAGACCGUUGUGUGUGACGCAAUCUAUUGUGUGCCAGUGUGUCUUUAUCCACGUGGAUGCACGCCUCUUCCUUGCUCUGCCCCAGGACACACCCCAGUCCCUCCUUAGGCUGAGAAGGGAGGUUGGGGAGCCUCCCCUCUGCCCAAGGGCCACGCCAGCCCCUCCCUGCCCUGCCCAGCCGUCACCACCCCCCGAGGGCACAGACUCCUCUGUGCCUCAAAGCAGGAGCCCCAGAGUGAGGAGCAGAGCAGGCCGAGGACCUGCAAGCCACAGUGGCUGCCCUUUGUGUGCUGCGAGGUGGGGGACCCUGGGCAGGAAGCUGGCUGAGCCCCAAGACGGCAGGGGCCAUGGGCGGGGAGCUGGUGCCAGGCCUGGGGGCCCUGCAGAGGCGCAAGCAGCUGCUGGAGCAGGAGAAGUGGCUGGCUGGCUGGGCCCUAGUGCUGGCGGGAACUGGCGUCGGACUCAUGGUACUACACGCGGAGAUGCUAUGGUUCGGAGGGUGCCCGUUGUUCAUGACCGACAACGGGCUCCGGGACUGGCGCGUGGCGCUGACCGGGCGGCAGGCGGCGCAGAUCGUGCUGGAGCUGGUUGUGUGCGCGCUGCACCCAACGCCGGUGCGGGGUCCGCCGUGCGCCCAGGGUUUGGGGUCCCGGCCCAUGGCGACGCAGUCCUGGCCGGGCUUCCUGGAUGAGGGCGAGGCACUGCUGUCGCUGGCCAUGCUGCUGCGCCUCUACCUGGUGCCCCGCGCCGUCCUCCUGCGCAGCGGCGUCUUGCUCAACGCGUCCUACCGCAGCAUCGGCGCCCUCAACCAGGUCCGCUUCCGCCACUGGUUCGUGGCCAAGCUGUACAUGAACACGCACCCCGGCCGCCUGCUGCUCUGCCUCACGCUUGGCCUCUGGCUCACCACCGCCUGGGUGCUGUCGGUGGCCGAGAGGCAGGCCGUUAAUGCCACCGGACACCUUUCAGACACACUGUGGCUGAUCCCCAUCACAUUCCUGACCAUUGGCUAUGGAGACGUGGUGCCAGGCACCCUGUGGGGCAAGAUUGUUUGUCUCUACACUGGAGUCAUGGGGGUCUGCUGCACAGCCCUGCUGGUGGCUGUGGUGGCCCGGAAGCUAGAGUUUAAUAAGGCAGAGAAGCAUGUGCACAACUUCAUGAUGGACAUCCAGUACACCAAAGAGAUGAAGGAAUCAGCUGCCCGAGUGCUGCAAGAGGCCUGGAUGUUUUACAAACACACGCGCAGGAAGGACCGUGGGGCCGCCCGCAAGCACCAGCGCAGGCUGCUGGCCGCCAUCAACAGGUUCCGCCAGGUGCGGCUGAAACACAGAAAGCUCCGGGAACAAGUGAACUCCAUGGUGGACAUCUCCAAGAUGCACAUGAUCCUGUGUGACUUGCAGCUGGGUCUGAGCAGCUCACACCAGGCCCUGGAGAAGCGGAUGGAUGCACUGGCAGGGAAGCUGGACACCCUGACUGAGCUGCUUAGCACUGCCCUGGGGUCGAGGCAGCUUCCAGAACCAAGCCAGGAGGCCACGUAGCUGGACCCAUGGAGGAAGAACCAAGCUACUUUCCCUAGGACUGAGGUGGAGGACAUUGUCCCUGCUACUCCUGACCCAGCCCUAUGAAUAAAGCACCUCAAGUGCAAGGACCAAAGGGGCCCCACCUUAGGGUGGGCUCACUCACUGAUGGCUGCUGGAGACGACACUGGCUCAAGGAGAAAGGCUGUGGCCACACACACACACCCAAACCCCUGCCCCAAAUGGGAAAAUGGUCACUACUACCCCAUAUACCCUGGACAAAACAUCCUUACUAUGCUGCUAUGGAUGACCUCCAGCUUUCAGUUAGAAGUGGAGAUGCCUGGGGGCUGAGACUCCUGGGUCCCAGAGGAGGAGGGGGCUGAGACUCCAGGGUCCCAGAGUCCAGGAUCCUGGGGUGCCUUAGUUACCACUGGAUAGCGGAGCUAAAGGAACCAGGCCUGAGGCUGAGGUGGCAGGAGGGAGCGCCCCCUGGUGGGACAGCAAGGAGGACACAGUUUUCCAGAGCUGCAGAGAAUAUCUGGUGGGGAGAAGGUGGGGCGGGGGGGAGCACAGCUCACCAGUCUCUGCUCUUAACUUUGUAAUAAAUGUUCAAC
Leptonychotes weddellii (Weddell seal) is the source of this 2180-nucleotide messenger RNA. NCBI's taxonomy places the organism in Eukaryota, Metazoa, Chordata, Mammalia, Carnivora, Phocidae. The record is from RefSeq and is a predicted model, not a curated record.